AUGAUCUUCACUAAGAGUCUUCUCUCUAUGACUGUCGCCGUGCUCCAGCUGGCUUCACUCUCUAGUGCUGGCAUCGCCAACAGAGCCAAUUCGGACGCAGCUGAAGUCACCUACUCGCACGAUGGCAGAACUUGCUGCACUGGUGGCGAGCGUGGUGCUAUCUUCAGCGAAGGCAAAUGCGAGUACAAUUCUCAAGCUCUGACUCCAAAUCUGCCUGAAGACACCUAUGUGACCAAAUGCUGCUGGAAUCAAAAAGUCAACGAUUUUCAUGUUCAUUUUGCCGAUGUUCAUGAAAUGCGCAAAGUAUCACCCGUGGAAAUCACAGGAAAUGCAACUGUGCCAAUCGAGAUAUGCAAUCUCGGCCUCAAGUGGAAUAUAACCGAGUACAUCCUCACCGACGACUACCUCGACAUCAAUGUUGACCUGAACAUUGAUUGCGGACCAUUCAACUUAUCGGAUAGAGAAUGGAUUCGUAUUCACUUCGACAGCUCUUAUCGGGAUUCCGGCGAGUUUGCUUAUGAAAUCAGUGCGGUUGGCCCAACCAUCUAUGCAACAAUCACUUCCAAGAUUCACCGCAGCGAUUUCUCAGUCGACUUCCAUGGGCAGCUCACCGGAACCGGAAUCUUGAGCCAGCUAGAUCAGUCGUUUGAUAAGAAUCUGAGGGCUGAUGAGGUGGCAGCCAUACUCUCUGAGGCAAAUAUUUGUUAG
Molecule: messenger RNA, 708 nt
Organism: Trichoderma breve
Lineage: Eukaryota; Fungi; Ascomycota; Sordariomycetes; Hypocreales; Hypocreaceae
Exons: 1
Coding region: 1-708 (235 amino acids)
Source: RefSeq, a predicted model, not a curated record